Paramecium sonneborni is the source of this 451-nucleotide messenger RNA. NCBI's taxonomy places the organism in Eukaryota, Ciliophora, Oligohymenophorea, Peniculida, Parameciidae. The record is from the annotation of a GenBank genome assembly.
AUGGGAAGUCAGAUCCAAAAAUCUAAUAUAAAAAUUGUUAACCAUCCUUCUAAAAAAUUACAAAGACCUUAAGCAAAGGCAGUGUUUGAGGAAGUAAGAGUUAAUGAUCCUGGAGCACCUAUUAACUCUUCUUUAAUAGAACUCGAUAAUUGUUUUAUUGAUGAUAAUGUGCUUGGCUGUUAAGAUUAGAACAAAACCAUAAAUAAUUCUUCAAAUUUUGAAGAAAACAAAAAAACUCAAGAUUCAAAUAAUUUCCAUAUCUAACCACUUAAAGGUAUAUUAAAAAAGGAACCCAGCAUUUCAUAAUCUCCUUCUCGAUAUUUUAACGAAGAAGCUAAAUUUGUUAGAUUUUAACUUACCCCUAAAUAUCUCUCAAAGCAUAAUUCUAGAGUUGUUAAAAGUGUUAAAUCAAUUAGAAAAUCUAGGAUAACAAGUCUAUUAUGAAACCCAG